This is a messenger RNA of Epinephelus lanceolatus (giant grouper), 2015 nucleotides long. RefSeq lists its product as uncharacterized. Lineage: Eukaryota; Metazoa; Chordata; Actinopteri; Perciformes; Serranidae. The record is from RefSeq and is a predicted model, not a curated record.
GCGAGCUUUCAAACGCGAGGAGUUACUUGUCGAGUAGCACACAGAAAGUAGCUGAGUGUUGUAAGUGUAAAAACAACAAUGCCUCGUCCUUGCGCAUAUCCCAACUGUAGAAACAAAAUGUCGCGCUACAACCCACGGAGCUUUCACAGACUCCCCUAUUCUGACAUGGAGACGCUGAAGUCGUGGCUAGUUGUGCUACAAAUGGAUGCUAACACUCCUGUAGCCACACUGCGCCUUGCCGACUAUCGGGUCUGCGGUGAUCAUUUUGACCGGGAUGACUACUGCCAGACCAAGAAGACACCCAAUCCUAAGCUCCUUCGCCUAAAGAAAAAUGCGGUUCCAAGAGUGGAGGUUUCAGAAGCAUCCAGCUCUGUAGCGAUGGAGGUGAUGGGGCUCCAGAGGGGGUUGAAUCACUUGCUGUGUAUGGACGUGGAUGUUGGUGUUAUGACCACAGACAGAUCACCAUCCAUCGGGAAAGUCAUGAGUGAUACUGACACCAAUAUCCACCACAAAUUCAACCCCUGGCAUGCCUGCAAGAGGGAGGCAACCAUUGAUCCAGAAAGUCCAGACUUUGUUCCCUCUUUGCUCACUUACCCAAGUGAGAGCCAGUGUAUGGAGGCUCCAAAAAAACUGGACAGGUUCAUUAGGAAGAGAAAGAGAAAGAGAAAGCGGUCUGAAACCAUCAGCAACUCCUCUCUGGCUGACACAUCGGACUCUAUCACUGCAGCUCAGGUGUCUUCCACUGUGGAGCCAACAUCAGACUCUCAGCCUCCAGACUGUCAAGAGGAGCUUACUGACUGCUCGGUGGCCUUCACUGCGACUAUCUCGGACCACACUGACACCUCAAGCUCCGCACCUCCCGCUGACCCACCUUGCCGCUCAGUUCACACACGUUGGAUGGACCCUACACGACAAGAUCAUGAUUAUUGCAAGAAGGCCAAUGGAAAAGAUGUGCGCGAUAAGACGACUCAGGUUGAUGAGUUUGGGUACUUCAUUCUUCAAAAUGACGCGGAUGCUUUGCUCCACACUGGUAUACUCUUGGAAACAUUUAACAUCCUUGUGUCAACACUUGAAGGACAUGCUUACAGUGUGUUUACGCUGUCUGUGCGAGAUCAAGUUCUCAUGACACUUAUGAAAUUAAAGACCAACUGUGAGACAGACGAUCUGAGCAGACAGUUUUAUGUGUCACAGGGCAUGGCUAGCAGGGUAAUCUCAUAUUGGAUUGACAAACUGGACCAAGUUUUGCGACCUCUAAUUCCAUGGCCUCCAAAAGAAACUCUUCAAGCAACCAUGCCCGGAGCAUUUAAGAGGAACUUUCCGGAUACGACAUGUAUUUUAGAAUUCAGUCAGAGCCGGUUACAAAAACGCAAGAACCCUGAUUCGUAUAAGACAGUGAAAUACCAGGUGGCUGUCGCCCCAUGUGGACUAAUCAUGUUCAUCUCUGCAAUAUAUGAAAGGCGAUGCAAUGACACAUUCAUAACCAAGAACUCGGGAAUAUUAGACUUCUUAAAGCCUGGAGAUGAGGUCAUGGCAGUUCGAGGUGUCACCAUAGAAGAUUUGCUGUUUGAGAAAGAGGUUAAGUUGGUCGUUCCAUCUUUCACGGAAAAAGGUCCAGCUAAGGAACGGGUGAGAGUCAGUAGACGAAUAGAACGUCAAUUUGAAAGAGCAGUCGGACGUUUGAAAAUGUAUAAAAUCAUAUCACAGGUUCCGAACGCCAUGGCCCAGAAAAUAAGCAAGAUUCUGAGAAUAUGUGCUGCUCUUGUCAAUUUAAGGGAGGAUCUCAUGCGUGACUCACAUUGAUUUAUCACAGUGGUUCCCAACUGGUCCAGAUUUCUCCUGAGGCCCCCAUCACACAGAAAGCGUUUUGCAGGUUAAAUGCCGCUAGUAAAAAAAGAAUGCUUCCUGCAGCUUUUUUUUUUUUUUGGUUAGAAUUUCUAUGUAAUCAAUCGACCGUGAAUUUACUUAUUUUAUUAAUUUGACAGUAUCUAGUCCCUAAAAUGUUGAGGCAUUACCCU